This is a messenger RNA of Hibiscus syriacus, 483 nucleotides long. RefSeq lists its product as uncharacterized. The record is from RefSeq and is a predicted model, not a curated record. NCBI's taxonomy places the organism in Eukaryota, Viridiplantae, Streptophyta, Magnoliopsida, Malvales, Malvaceae. The transcript has a single exon. Bases 1 to 483 code for a protein of 160 amino acids.
AUGGUUUUACAAAUGAAUGAAAGUGCAAAUGGUCUUCCUACGCCUAUGGUCACAAACUGUAAACUUUCAGCUAAGUAUGAAAAUCCAGUUGAGAAUGUUACUCAAUUUAACAGCAUUAUUGGAGCCCUACAGUAUGUUGUGAUCACUCGUCCAGAUAUCACUUUUUCUGUCAAUCGUGUGUUUCAACUUAUGCAAGCUCAUAUUGACACUCAUUUUCAGGUUGUGAAACAUAUCUUAAUAUACUUACAAGGAACGAUUGACUUUGGUAUGAGUUUCUUAGCGUCUUCUAGAUUUUCCUUGACAGGAUUUGCUGAUGCAAGUUGGGGAGCAGAUGUGGAUGAUAGACGUUCUACUUCUGGUUUUUUCAUUUACUUUGGGGGCAAUUUAGUUUCAUGGAGCUCUCGAAAACAACAAAUUGUGGCUCGAUCAACAGUUGAAGUAGAAUAUCGAAGUGUUGCGUGUGCAGAUGCUGAAAUGGUAUAG